This is a messenger RNA of Hydractinia symbiolongicarpus, 5512 nucleotides long. RefSeq lists its product as uncharacterized. The transcript is spliced from 10 exons. The coding region runs from base 2109 to 3605 and encodes 498 amino acids. Lineage: Eukaryota; Metazoa; Cnidaria; Hydrozoa; Anthoathecata; Hydractiniidae. The record is from RefSeq and is a predicted model, not a curated record.
UAAAAGAAGCAUAUUUAAGAAGAUCUGCAAACAUUGUUCAUAAACAAAAUUCAUGAUUUCAUGCAGACUUUUACUUAGUUUAUUUUUAUGACAUGUAUAAGAAGUGCUUAAAGAAUGGUUUUAAAUUUAGAAUGUGUUGUUUCACCUGUUUUUAAUGUCUAAAAAUGUCUGUUUUACAUAAAAAAAUAUUCUUAUAGCCUUCAAACAGUGAUGUGUUUCAGUGGGCAUUCGUUUUUAUUAAUAAAGAUUCAUUUUAAUGUGUGUAGAAAAACUAAAUUUUAUUUUGUUUUCAGCUAGUUUGUAUACAGCAAGUAAAAAUUCCGUAGGCCGUUUUUUUAAGUUUGAGUCUUGAAUAUUUUUCUUUCUGGUUCGUCUAAUUUCAUUAUUAAUAGCCGUAUUCUGUCUGUUUGUGUGCAAGAAAACAGUCCUGCUAUGGACAGAGAAAGGGGGAGAGGUAAAGUUGACAGUGUUGGUAGGGGUUAAAAAUGUUGAUUGUGACAUUUGUAAACAAUCCCCUAUAGGUGCAUUUUAUCAGGAGGAACCACAGAGUAACUUCAUAACAUGUGCGCAACAUAACAGUGUGGCAAAUAAGUAAGAUGGGCUUUUCCACGGGCUGAUGCCGGAAAUUAAAGACGGGAAAACUCGUGGAUUUAUCCACUGGCUGUCAAAUAGUACUCAUCUACUAGAAUUUUCUUAUCUUUUAUAUAUACUUCUGUUUUGUCACUUUCACUUUUAUUAUUAAGAGGAAAUACAUUUAUUUUGGUUUAAGUAGUGAUGCACUUAUCGUUUUCUGAAUGAUGCUUAGUUUUGUGAUUCUCUUAUCUCUUAUUAUUUAGCACCGCUACCAAAGUUAAGAAAAUUUGAUACUACUUCCAGCACAUGUAUUAACUAUUGUCAUUAACAUCAAUAUUUACAACCCAUUUACACAUGCUAAGUAUUUAGCAUGGUCUUGAAGCUUACACCCAUCAGCUGUGUAACAUUUUACUAUCAGAACUAUAAAUGCAACAGUAUUCUUGAUGGGUUUUGAAGGUGUUUCCUCAAAUGUGAAAUAUUGAACUUCAUUAUCUUCUUCUCCCAUAUUCGACAAGUUUUUUAAUGUGCACAGAAAAAAACAAAGAGAAUGGUCCAAAGUUAGUCUUGCAAGAAGUAACCUCCCUUCUUUCAAAAAGCGAUAUGUGCGGCAUAUUCAAAAAGUGAUAUAUGUGUAGUAUAGUGUUAAUUCAGGGAAGGUAGUGGGGCUCAGCCAUCUUUUCAGGCAUUUGGCCAAGAUUGAAUAGAAAGAAUAAUAUUAAUGGGAUGCAGAUAUGUAAAUUAUAUGUAACUAUAGUUCUUAUAGCCCAUAAAAGAAUCUACAGGACCGCCUGGUCAUCACAUUUUUGCCUAUCAUAUAUAUAUUACCUAUACCAGAACCCAUUUUCUGUGUUUUUGUUCAACUGGUGGCAUGAAAAUGUCAACUACUUUUUUGGGGGUUCGAAAUAAAGCUGUGGUGCAACCUUUUUGAACAGAAUUCUCAGAAUUCAAAAGUCUCAAAUUUAAUAAUAUAAAAAUUGCUUUGUAAUAAUUCUUUUGUUAUGUAAUUGUAAUCUUAUGUUUAAAACAGACAUAUACAAGGGCUAGUUUUAUGGCAUAAUGCUACUUAUCAGCGCGUUUGUAUAUAAUAUUCUUUGAUGGUGGGACUUAACCUUUGCUGCUGUAAGUGUAAUUUUAACUUAGAAGUGGAUUUGAUUUUUGUAGGUGAGAGUUCUGAUUUUUCUGUGUGUAAUAGGUGCAUCUUUUUAUAUUGUGUGUGCGGAGAACUCCUGCAUAAUACUGUCUUUCUGUUUCUUUUUUUUUAUUUUUUAUUAUAACUCAGACCAACAUUUUUAUGACCUCAUAAAACUUUGUUAUCAGAUAAAAAGCCACAUUAAAAUUCUUUUCAAAUGGGAUAAUCUUAUUAUAAUGAAUGUCGUCAAUGAGAUUUGAAAAGGUUUUUAAAUUAUAAUAACACAUUUAAAUCAAUAGUUCUCAUCUCUUUGGUAAUAAUGCUAUAUAUGUGAAUAAACUUCCUACAAUGUUCAUGAAAUUUUAAAAAGGGAAAUGUGCCACACUGGAAAAGUAUUUCAACCAUUAUGAAUUUGAAAAUAUUUUACACAGUUAUAUGGAAUGUCCUGUUUUUGGCUGGGUAUGACGGUUAUACCAUAUUUGACGUUGUUCGAGCAGCUAGUGGCGUAAAAGACGGAGUUGAACCCUAUGUACCAGUUAAUUAUUUUGCAAACAAAAAUCCACUUUGUUUUUUUACGUACUGUUGGGAUCGGGCAGGGAAAUGCAUGGAAUCAUACCAAUGUUGUGAAUGUCAAUGCAAGAGUAGCAAAACAUUUUUUUCAUCUUCCACAUCGUGUUACAGUGGAGCAGACAUGACGAGUGCAAUGAAUGAUGUUGUUGAUGAAGCAUGUCAUUUUGUUUCCAAAGCAAUGGGAUAUGCUUAUGUACCACUAUUUUCUGAUUCAAAGAAAUUUAAAAACAUUGAAAUAUAUUCUGCCGAUAAAUAUGUGGAGAACAUGAUAUCGUGUCAGGCUGGUCCUGUAUAUGUUUAUGAUUACCAUGGACAUAAGCUGCUGUACCACUGGAAUGAAUGCAAUGAGAUGUUUCACCUCUCCAAGAAAAAUGGAAAAUAUUUUCUUCAAUGGACAUCAGACGUAGAAUCUGAGUGGACAGCAAUUAAAGGCCAGCUAUUAUCCGUAGCUGUGAGUUGCACAUCGAGUAAUACAACACUUACUGGACCAUCAUAUUCAUCAUGUUUCCUCUUUCAAGUAGAAGGCAAAUAUAAACAAGGUGACCACUGGGAAACUCCAUCUAAACGUCCAUUGCAUGCAAAGUGUCCAACAACACAACCAGUAACUACACAGGUCUCCUCCACAACAGAAACAACAAGAAAAGUGACAAAAACAGCAAAAGUGUCAUCAACACAAAUGGUGAAAACAAAAACAACUGUAAUAGCUCCACUAACAUUUACAACAUCAUCUACAACGCAUAAUACUACAAUUGCUGGAAAACCAGAUGGCAAAAACGACCUAAGAACUGUACAUAUUGUUUCUAUAAGUGGAAUCCUUGUUUUGGUUCUUGUGGUGCUGGCUGUGCUUCUUGUUGUGUUUUUCAGGUGUCGAAAGAAACGAAAAUUAAAGAACCAAUCCAGUACUUCUGUUCAUUUGGUCAGAGAACCUGCUAAACCAAACACAUACGUCGACCAUUAUGCUGUUCCAGAUGCUAUUAUAAAACCAGGCCGCACCGAUGAAUCUGGUUAUUUAAAACCAAAUAAUAAAGAAAUGGUGCAAUAUGUUGAUAUGGACGGCAUAAAGGAGAAAAGUGACAUAUGCGGAGGAGGGCAUUACGCAAGUAUUCCUGACGCUAAUGAAUACGAAGAUCCGCUACUUGUAAGAAAGAGUAGUGACAUGUCCAAACGGCCGUUACCACGAAAGCCAACACGAGACUCCAUGAGACAACAAUUACUGGAGAACGAGAAUCCGUAUUAUGUAACAACAGAUUUUUGUCAUGCAGCUAGUCAGAAAAGCGCGGAUGAUAACGACUUGUAUAACAUAUACAGCUCUGUUACUGACCUUCGUAAAUGAUGUGAGCCAAGAUAAGGUUUCAGCCGGGCAAUUGAGUGCAGGAUAUUUUGCCUUAUUUGACUAUUUUUGGAUCGGUUUUCUGCCCUCCAACUUUCGUGAUUGAUGUGCGUGCUUUUCUAUCUAUGAUGACAAGCAGUUCUGUAUUCCCUUGAGUUGCUCUGGAAUCCCUUCAGUUGCUCUGGAAUCUUUUUAGCAUUGCAAAUAUACUUUAAAUAUGCGAGGAUGUUCUCGAAAUGUUCUUAAAUCGUUUUUAAUCACUGUCUGCUUUAAUUUUACUUUUUUUAAGUUUAUUUUUUGGCCAUUUUUACCUUUGAUGACCUGCUGUUCUUUGUUGAUACCUUACGCAAUGUUUGUACUUUGAAUUACAGCUAACUAAAAGAUUGACGAACUGCGUUGGUUUAAAAAUUCCGUUUCGAGCCUAUGCGCAGAGACUUUUGGAAGGGUGUUUUCGAACGAUGUUAACUAGGUGGUAUGUUUUCGCCUAUUAGAGGUUGACAAUUGAAGUUGUUUUCGUCGCUUUUCCUUGUAACAUCAUUUUUCUUAUCGCAGCCUUUUUGUCACUCAAGUGUUAGAAAAUUACGACUGUCUGGUCUUUAUUUUCAGGGUUAAUUUUUCAGAGAACAAAUACUCUUUAAUUUCUUUUCUUACCUAUAUUUUUAUUUAUCUUCUCCAUUAGUAUGUUCAUCGUUUUUUUAUGUUUAAAAUUUGUCCAAUCGUAAUGUUGAUAUUAGCCAUUACGUAAUGAGUACGUCACGUAUUUCUGCCACACCUUGAUAUGCAACUUCUGAUCUUUGCGAUAUUCGCCAAGCUUAGAUGUUGCCUCGGCAACUGUGAGAACCAAUGGAUGAAAGAUGUAUUUAAUUUUUAGCAUUGUUUAAAGUUAUUGUAGUAAUUUUUCAUGCCGAAUAUAUUUAAAUUUUAUUUUUAUAUCGUAUAACCUACAUUUAAAAAAUGUAUCUGAAAAUAUAUUUGUUGUGUGUUACUUUGUGACAUUUUUAUAGAAUAGAUAACUGAAUUUGUAACUAACGGAAUGAGGUUUUUUGUAAUUAUUUUUUCUACUUUAUCCUUCACGAUAUUGGCUUUUGCGAUGGUGCUCAAUGAACGUUGACCUGAUGUAAAUCCAUGUGCGUACUUACUACAAAUGUACAUCCAUGUGCGUACUCACCAUACAUGUACAUCCAUGUUCAUAUUUACCAUAGAUGUCCAUGUUUGUACUUACUAUAAAUGUACAUCCAUGUUCGUACUUACCAUAGAUGUACAUCCAUGUUUGUACUUACUAUAAAUGUGCAUUCAUGUUCGUAUUUACCUUAAAAUGGACGUACAACCAACUUUCUUCCUUUCCACGUGCAAAUUUUUAAAAAUUGGUCCCAUUCGGAGAGCCAUCAUUAAUAGAACCAGUAACAAAGAAUUUUGUAUGCAAACUAGCUAUUUAUUAAUUUUUGAUAAUGUAUUAACCUUGAAGUAGUUUUUGAAUCAUAAUUAAAUAAAUUUUGAUGUAAAUACCAUAAUGAACAUACCAUGUCGUAAGAAGAAUUGCUAGUGUUUAUAGGUCUCUGCAGUUUUUAAGUGGUUUGUUGAUAGUAACCGUUUUUAGUGAUCAUUUUAUGAUUCAUGACGUAUUUAAAAAUUUCGAAUGAAGAAUGUAUUUAAUACUUUAAACCCAGCAAAUAUCGCGCAUCAUUUAUUUUUGCGCUGCAGAUAUUAACGCAAAAUAUAACUAGCGUGCAUUUUAAUGAGACACGAAAUUUGAUGGGUUGUAUAUUUUUGUAUAUAGUUUUGUACUGUUUUAUCAUUUUAUAUUUCUUUUUAUACUCUCAUAAUCUUGUGUAAAUACCGUUUGUUUAACAAAUACAAAACCUGAAACCAGGUAUCUUAUGAAUUUUACUCGAAUACAAGACAUUCUGCUA